CGCCUUCCUUGCGUUUGACUGAUACCCCUUCAUGGAAUAGGGCUUCCAGAGAGAAUCACCAUGCAAUGACAAUGUCUGGCAUGAACCUUUUCUCUUCAGUGCUGCGCAGGAACGCCCCCUUCACAUGUCGUGCCUGUCUCCGAAAGCAAGCAUCGCCUAUACCUCAACGAUCUAGCUUUGCCACGAAAGCCAGUCCAACACUACCGCCACGUACGAAACGAAGGAGAAGGAUACUUCUUGCGUCUAGUGGAGCUGGUGUAGUUGCGACUGCGGUAGCCGUUAGUGACGAUGCAAAGCACGCGGCAAUCGGGGCACAGAGGACGGGAAGGGUCGUUUCGACUCUGUUCGUUAACAUCAAUGACUACCGGACGACUCUAAAAUACGAUCACGAUAACGAGAGCGAUUAUAAUGCCCUCCUCAAAGCAUGUCACAAACGAUGCGCCGAACGAACGCUGGUUACUUUGGAGAAGAAUGGAUCCAUAUUCAUCAAGUUGGGGCAGCAUCUCAGCAGUCUGAACUAUCUACUCCCCAGCGAGUGGUGCGAUACGUUCAUCCCUCUACAGGACAAAUGCCCGAUAUCGUCAAUCGAGUCGAUACGGGAGAUGGUUCUCAAGGAUACCGACCAUGAGCUCUCGGACUUCUUCUCCGAAUUUGAGGAGACGCCUAUAGGAGCAGCAUCGCUGGCGCAAGUACACAGGGCGACAAUUAGGAAAACUGGGCAGAGGGUGGCGGUGAAGGUGCAGCACCCGACGCUGGACGAAUGGUCACAUCUGGACCUUGUUCUGACGAGAUUCACGUUCUCUACUUUGAAGAGAUUCUUUCCGGAAUACGACCUGACAUGGUUAUCCGAGGAGUUAGAGGUCUCCUUGCCGCAAGAACUGGAUUUUCACCAAGAGGGCGAGAAUGCCAUUCGCGCUAAGAACUACUUCGAGGAAAUCCGGAACACGCCAGUCGUAAUCCCCGAAGUCCUGUGGGCGAAACGCCGCAUCCUGGUGAUGGAGUAUGUCAGUGGUCACAGGCUUGAUGAUCUAGAGUAUCUGGAUUCUCGCAAGAUCGAUCGGGACGAAGUAUCUGCGGCUCUCGCUCGAAUCUUCAAUGAGAUGAUAUUUGGGACAAAUGCCCCUCUGCAUUGCGACCCUCAUGGCGGUAAUAUCGCCAUUAGGCACAACCCGUCUCGUUCAGGGAGAGACAAUUUCGACGUUAUCCUCUAUGAUCAUGGGUUGUAUCGGGACAUCCCCAUUUCCUUACGGCGGGCGUAUGCGAAGCUCUGGCUCGCAGUGCUGGACGCCGACGAGCCUCGAAUGCGGAAAUAUGCCUACGAGGUGGCUGGAAUUGGUGACGAGCACUUUGCUCUGUUUGCCAGUGCGAUCACGGGACGAGACUACAGCAUUGUGAAAGAAAACAUAGCGAAGCCACGCAGUAUGCAGGAGAAGGAGAACAUAUCAGAGGCUUUGGGAGAGGGUAUGCUGGCGCAAUUGGUUCAAUUGUUGGGGCAGGUUCCGAGGGUCAUUCUACUGAUCCUUAAGACUAAUGAUCUAACCCGUUCGCUGGACGAGAACCUUCACACCCGUCAGGGCCCAGCCCGGACAUUCUUGAUUCUAGCUCGCUAUGCGUCGCGCACAGUAUAUGAAGAACAGCUAGAGCUUCUUACAGGGAGCAUCUUCUGGCCGCCUACCUUUGUCGCCUUCCUACGAGCAUGGUCUGCACAUAUGAGAGUUGAAUUGAAGCUCACGGUCUACGAGCGCUGGCUCGCCGUGAGAGCUCUGCUGGGCAUGGGCCCGGUGGUGUGAUGUUGCUUAUGGACAUAUUUGACGAGAGUCGUUUGCGCGAUUUGACGGACUUGAUAAUGCAUUUCUGUAGCGGCUGGUAGAUUAUUGAUGUAUAGAUAUGAUUGGAGCGUCCUGAGCAAUUGCAUUGUCAGCGAGUGGCGGUGCAGUUCUCGAGCAUGGAACAGUCGGCAUGUCACUAGAUUGCGAGGCUGGGAAUGAUUGUGGUCAACGGAUCCGUCUUGCCGCGUCUGGCUAGGGCAUAGCUGUCUUCCAGGGCCUCGUCAUGAGUUUGCGUACACUCAGCUGGCACUGCUCAUGAUGGUUGAAUGCAUUUUAGGAGUCCGUAGGCACUAUGCUAUUUUAGUGGUAUGCGGCGCCGUCCGAGGCCCAGCAAGCUUCCGGACUGUCCAAAACAACAAGAUAUC
Mytilinidion resinicola is the source of this 2194-nucleotide messenger RNA. Its product is annotated as putative ubiquinone biosynthesis protein. The transcript is spliced from 3 exons. The coding region runs from base 72 to 1790 and encodes 572 amino acids. The record is from RefSeq and is a predicted model, not a curated record. Gene Ontology annotation, biological process: mitochondrion organization; lipid homeostasis. Gene Ontology annotation, cellular component: mitochondrial inner membrane. Lineage: Eukaryota; Fungi; Ascomycota; Dothideomycetes; Mytilinidiales; Mytilinidiaceae.